UCACUCACAUGUGGACAGGGAUUUUAACAGUGACGGGAACGUGUUCGGUGUGUUGUGGUACGAACUGGACAGCAUAUAUAGUGAUGAGUCUUACGCUUCCCAUCACGUGAAAUACUUGGAUUAUUAAAACCCUUAUCAGCCACAGAGGCAUCGUUGGAAAUCCCUGUUUUAACGACAAAUGAUAGGAUGGAGAAUCUGGAGUUGAGCCUUACAUCUCUAGGUACAAUCUCAAGACAUGUCGACAAAAGUCACAACGAACUCAGCAAGUAUCUGACUAAACAGAUAUGGACUCAGCAGGACAGGCAGUGUAUAUUGGAUUGUCUUGCUCGGCUCUUAUUGGAAAAGGAAUACACACUUCUCAUUGCACGUCACCUGCGGCCACUGAUCCUGGACCUGCUGGAGAGGAAUGCUGAGAGGAUCAAAGCAGACGUUAGACUGAAACACGACCUUCACGAACGCUUGUGUGUGGCUCUGAGCAAACUUUUAAACAUCAGCCCAGAUGCUCAAACGUUUGCAACAAGGUACUUCAACAGUGCUCCACCUGUUUUCCAAAGACUCUUCUUCACCAGUGAAGAGUCUGCCUCAGUCCAGUAUGGACCCAGACGGAUGAAACUGCGCGACCUGAUGGGAGCCACCCUCCGCUUCCUCCAAAGUGACUGUGAGAAGUUCCGGUUCCUGUGGGACUGGAGUGCCUGCGUUUCGCAGCUUCUUACCAGUGAUGUCAUGGUCAGGAGUUAUACUGCACAGUGCCUUGCCCUGGUGUCCCACAUGACGGACAAUCAGAAAACCAUCUUUCUGAAGAAGGUUCUUUCUAUUGAUGAGAUUCUGCAUUUAAAAAUAAAGUCACUCGAGGAGACUGAGCAACUGGAGGUAGAAAAGGCUUUGGUUUUAGCCAAUCAGGGUUCAGUAAUGUGGCGGAAAGAGAGGACGAAUAAGUCCACCCGUGGUCAGCUGGUGACAGAGGACCUAACACAGAACGUUACCGUGGUCUGUGGGGUAAUUCUACCCAGAAGGACCCCUAGACAGGGGGAACAGACUCAGACAAGUAUAAGAAAUUUGGUGUUGGUGGAUUCAACAUGUCAAAAUCUACGUCGACUCUCCAUGGCUGUUGCCUCCCAGAAGCCCAUUCUGUUGGAAGGGCCCAUUGGAUGUGGAAAAACAGCUCUUGUUGAAUAUUUAGCUGCUGUUACUGGACACGUAAAAGCCCCUGACAUCCUGAAGGUUCAGCUUGGGGAUCAGACCGACAGUAAGAUGCUGCUAGGCAUGUACCGCUGCACAGACGUUCCUGGGAAGUUUGUAUGGCAGCCGGGAUCCCUGACCCAGGCAGUCUCCAAAGGUUACUGGAUUCUGCUGGAGGACAUUGAUCAUGCUCCCUUAGAUGUGAUAUCAGUAUUGCUUCCCCUUAUGGAGAACAAAAAGUUGACUAUUCCAGGACGUGAAGAUUGCAUAAAGAUGGCCCCAUCAUUUCAGUUCUUUGCAACACGAAGGACAUUUUUCAGUGGAGGAGCCUGGCACCGUCCACAGAGCACACAUGCGGCACUUCUGGACAAAUACUGGUGUAAACUGCAGAUUGGCAACAUGACCAGAGACGAACUUAAACAGGUUCUAAUAAAAAGGUAUCCCAACCUGACAGUAGUGGUUGAACGUCUUUUGGACAUAUACUGUCAGCUAACAGGAGACAGACAUCAGGGCAGCUCUAGUCUACAGGGUCCUAGUGCAGUCCAAAGCAUAUCAGAUGAGAACGUAACACUGGAGGGCAGAGGUCUUUCAUUGAGGGACUUGCUGAAAUGGUGCGAGAGAAUCUGCUUGAACUUUGACGGUUCUUCUGCCUCCACAGCACAAAAUGUUUUCCUGGAGGCUCUGGACUGCUUCACCGCCAUGCUCUCCAAACCUGAGAGCAGACUCAAGAUGUCAGAAAUCAUUGGCAGCAAGCUCAACAUAUCCAAAGAGAAGGCCCAGCACUUCUGUCAGAUGUACCUGCCUGCCAUUAAUGUGACCGAGCUUGAGGUCUCCGUGGGUCGUGUAAUGUUACUUCGUAAGCAGAGUGACGCGGUGCGACUUAGUAUAGAAAAACAAACGUUUGCUGCCACACGGCCAUCAUCUGUACUUCUGGAGCAGCUGUCAGUGUGCGUCACUAGAGGGGAGCCCGUCUUGUUGGUUGGGGAAACGGGCACAGGAAAGACCUCUACUGUGCAGUAUCUGGCUGGAGUGACAGGACACAAACUCAGAGUAGUCAACAUGAAUCAACAGAGUGACACUGCAGACCUGCUGGGAGGGUAUAAACCAGUGGACCAUAAGCUCAUCUUGUUACCCUUGCGGGAGGCGUUUGAAGACCUCUUCUCUCAGACAUACUCAAGGAAACAGAACCUGACUUUUUUGGGUCACGUUCAGACCUGCUUCAAAGGCAAACGCUGGCAGGAUCUUCUCAAGCUUAUGGACCAUGUGUGCAAAUCAGCGCUCACUAAGGAACUACAUGAUAAACCUAAUGCUGCUCUGCUGCAGGAACAGUGGGAGGCUCUUGCUCUUAAACUCAGUCAGACACAAGAACAGAUUCGAGCCUGUGAAUCUGCCAUGAUUUUUGCUUUUGUGGAGGGGACUUUAGCCCAGGCUGUAAAGAAAGGCGAAUGGAUCCUGCUGGAUGAGAUUAAUCUGGCAGCUGCAGAGAUGUUGGAGUGUCUGAGUGGAUUACUGGAGGGCAGCGCUGGAUCUUUAGUGCUGCUUGACAGGGGAGAUACUGAGCCUCUGGUUCGACAUCCAGACUUUCGUCUAUUUGCCUGCAUGAAUCCAGCCACUGAUGUAGGCAAGAGGAACCUGCCACUGGGCAUUAGAAACAGAUUUACAGAGCUGUACGUGGAGGAACUAGAGAGUGAAAGUGAUUUACGUAUCCUGGUCUCAGAUUACCUAAAAGGCCUGAACCUGAACAGAUCCAUCAUUCAAGGAAUCAUCAGUUUUUAUUUGGCUGUUCGUAAGGAGGCUCACACACGGUUGGUUGAUGGUACCGGUCACAAGCCCCAUUACAGCCUGCGUACUUUGUGUCGAGCUCUUAAAUAUGUGGCAUCUAACCCCUGCUACAACAUUCAACGCUCCCUCUAUGAGGGUUUCUGUCUGAGUUUUCUUACCCAGCUGGAUCGCAGCUCUCACCCCAUUGUGCAGAAACUGGUGUGUCAGUACAUACUAGGAGGAAAUGUGAAAUGUCUCAAACAGCCAAUCCCGAAGCCCAAAGAGCGUGUGUGUAUACAGAUAGAGGAGUACUGGCUUAGUCAGGGUGAUAUGGAGCCUGUGUUGGACCCCAGUUACAUCCUUACACCUUCUGUCAAGCUUAACCUGAAAGAUCUGGCACGGGUGGUGUCCGCCGGCAUCCAUCCCGUGCUCAUCCAAGGGGAAACAUCUGUGGGAAAGACCAGUUUAAUUAAAUGGCUUGCAGCCGCCACAGGAAACCAGUGUGUGAGAAUCAAUAACCAUGAGCACACAGAUAUCCAGGAGUACAUCGGCUGCUACUCCUCUGAUGAGCAUGGCAAACUUGUCUUCAAAGAAGGUGUGCUAAUUGAUGCCAUGAGGAAAGGUUAUUGGAUCAUUCUGGAUGAACUGAACCUUGCUCCAACUGAUGUGCUGGAGGCUUUAAAUAGAUUGCUGGAUGACAACAGGGAGCUUUUCAUAGCUGAAACACAAGAAGUGGUCAAAGCCCACCCCAGAUUCAUGCUCUUUGCCACCCAGAAUCCUCCUGGACUCUAUGGUGGCAGAAAGGUUCUGUCGCGAGCAUUUAGGAAUCGAUUUGUGGAGUUGCAUUUUGAUGAGCUUCCCAGUUCAGAGUUGGAGAACAUCCUCCAUCAGCGCUGUAGCCUUCCUCCAUCCUACUGCUCCAAACUCAUCAAAGUCAUGCAGAACCUGCAGUCUUUACGUAGGGGAUCCAGCGUGUUUGCCGGGAAACAUGGUUUCAUUACCCUGAGAGACCUGUUUCGCUGGUCUGAACGCUAUAGGCUGGAAGAGCAGAAUGAGGCCUCUCGUGAUUGGCUGCAGCACCUGGCGGAUGAUGGCUACAUGCUGUUGGCUGGCCGUGUCAGAAAGCCAGAGGAGGCUUUGAUCAUCCAGAACAUAUUGGAGAAACACUUUAAAAAGACAGUCAACCCGGAUGCUCUUUUCUCAGAAGCUCAGGUCACCUCUCAGUUCAGCCCUUUUGUGGACAGUAUUGCGGGUGUCCCAGAAGAAUUCGGCCAUGUUGUGUGGACCCAGGGCAUGAGGAGAUUGGCUGUGCUUGUGGGUCGAGCGCUUCGUUUUGGAGAGUCUGUCCUGCUUGUUGGAGACACAGGGUGUGGCAAAACCACCAUCUGCCAGCUCUUUGCUGCACUAGCUGGUCAGAAGUUCUUCUCCCUGAACUGCCAUUUACACAUGGAGACGUCUGAUUUUCUGGGUGGCCUCCGACCUGUCCGUCACACUGGAACCCAAAAUGCUGAUGGCGAGGACGGACGUCUGUUUGAGUGGCAUGAUGGACCGCUGGUCCUGGCGAUGAAACAGGACGGCGUGUUUCUGAUGGAUGAGAUCUCGCUGGCUGAUGACUCUGUGCUGGAGAGACUCAACAGCGUGCUGGAGAUUGAAAAGUCUCUGGUGCUGGCAGAGAAAGGCAGUGGAGAUAAUGAUGAUGUUGAGCACAUUACCGCUGGAAAGAAAUUUAGACUCGUUGCCACCAUGAACCCCGGAGGUGACUUUGGAAAGAAAGAGCUGUCUCCAGCUCUAAGAAACCGGUUCACUGAGAUUUGGUGUCCCCAGAAUAACAGCCGUAACGAUCUGAUCCAAAUCAUCCAACACAACCUUCGUCCUGGACUGUCACUGGAUCAGCAUGACCACCAAGGUAAAGACGUAGCAGAGCUCAUGUUGGACUUUAUCGACUGGCUGACCAGUCAGGAGUUCGGACGGCGGUGUAUACUAAGUGUGCGAGACAUCCUGUCAUGGGUUAACUUCACGAACACUGUGUGUGAGAGAGACGAGGAUGGAUUCAUGACCAUGGGCGAGCUCGAGGAGGAGGAACCUGAAUGGGAUCUGAGAUUGGACACCGUAACUGCCUUUAUUCAUGCUGCAUGCCUUGUGUAUGUGGAUGGAAUCGGUUCAGGAACCACAGUGUCGGCAGCAGAGAAUGCUCUGGUAGCCCGGCGGGCGUGUUUGGAAUUCCUGGAGAAGAGAUUGAGCAGGAUUACUGAGCUGGAUGAGGAGAUGCGGGAUGCACUCAGAGUCUAUGACAGCAGCAUCUCUAGGGAGCCCCAGUGGGGUGAAGACUUUUUUGGCAUUGAUCCCUUCUACAUAGCUGCAGGGCCUGAGAGCGAAGGCAGGAGUUUGUCGGGCUACACCUUGAGCGCAGGCACCACCGCAGUGAACGCUCAGAGGAUCCUACGGGCACUAAAGCUCCAGAGACCCAUACUGCUGGAGGGCUCACCUGGUGUGGGGAAGACCAGCCUGGUCGCUGCCCUUGCCAAAGCAUCUGGGAACCACCUUGUCCGGAUCAACCUGUCUGAACAAACUGAUGUCACGGAUCUGUUUGGGACAGACCUGCCAGUAGAAGGGGGUAAAGGAGGGGAGUUUGCCUGGCGUGAUGGUCCUGUCCUAGCUGCUUUGAAGGCUGGACAUUGGAUUGUCCUGGAUGAGCUGAAUCUGGCCUCUCAGUCAGUGCUUGAGGGUCUUAACGCUUGCUUCGACCAUCGAGCUGAGAUCUACAUUCCUGAGCUGGGCAUGCGCUUCCAUGUUCAGCAUGAGAAGACCAAGAUCUUCGGCUGUCAGAAUCCUUUCACUCAGGGAGGAGGACGCAAAGGCCUCCCGAAGUCUUUCCUUAACAGAUUCACUCAGGUGUAUGUGGAUGCACUAACCAGUGAAGACAUGCAGUUCAUUGGUGACUCCAUCUUUCCCAACAUCGACAACGCGAUCAUCUCAAAAAUGGUGCAGUUCAGCAACCGGCUGAUUCAAGAGGUGACUGUUGAGAGGAAGUGGGGUCAGAGAGGAGGACCGUGGGAGUUUAAUCUCCGUGACCUCUUCCGUUGGUGUCAGCUGAUGCAAGCAGAUCAAUCACCAGGCUUCUUCAACCCCGGACAGCACGUUGGAUUGGUGUAUGCGGACCGCAUGAGGACUGAGGCAGACAAAGCUCAGGUGUUGGCUGUGUUCAGGAAGGUGUUUGGAGAAGACUUUGAGCCAUACAUGGGUUCAAGACAGUUCCAUAUAACACCUUUAAAUCUGCAGUUGGGCUAUUCGGUCCUCCAGCGUAGUGGAGGUUCACCUAUUGCUCUGGACCCUCCUCUGUCCAUUACCCAUCAUUCUUUGCGUCCACUGGAGGCUUUGAUGAAAUGCGUGGAGAUGGGGUGGAUGGCCAUACUGGUGGGUCCCACUGCCAGUGGGAAGAGCAGUCUAGUGCAUCUCCUCGCACUGUUAACAGGCCAUAGGUUGAGGGUCAUGGCCAUGAACAGCGCCAUGGACACAACCGAGCUCCUGGGUGGCUUCGAGCAGGUGGACAUCAUACGUCCUUGGCAGCAGGUCUUGGAGAGCAUGGACUAUGUAGUUGCCAUGGUGACCAGACGAGGUCUAAUGUCUUUGGAUGGAGCGGUACAGGAUACAGAGUUUCUGUUGAGUACAUGGAGUACGUUCCGCCACUGGCUGAGGGACGAGGGUCUCGAUACGACAGAGGGCACCGUCACAUUUGAUGCUUUAAACAAGCUGGAGGUCAUUAUUGUUCUGCUACAUAAACUCAACACCAAACUCAAAGUCUUAACAGACAUGUCAAAGCUGCAGAUGGAUUUUACUCUGCUGAAGGAGCGUUUGGCUCAGAUGCAAGAUGGCUGGACUCAUGGCGGCUUUGAAUGGCUGGAUGGAACAUUAGUACAGGCGCUACAGGCAGGGGAUUGGCUGCUUAUGGACAACGUCAACUUCUGCAGCCCUUCAGUGUUGGAUCGACUCAAUGCCCUCCUAGAGCCUGGAGGCUCAUUAACCAUUAAUGAACGUGGUAUUAUUGAUGGAGCUACACCCACCAUCACACCCCACCCUAACUUCAGGUUGUUCCUCACUAUGGACUCCACAAACGGUGAAAUCUCUCGAGCUAUGAGGAACCGUGGAGUUGAGAUCUACAUCCCAGGCGAGCAUGAGGGCAUGUGCUGGGACGCUUUGGAUCUAAAGACGGUGUUACACACCCUGGGCGUGACAGGAGACUGUGUGUGUGACCUGCUCGUCUCGAUUCAUUCUGAGAUCAAGAGUGCCAUAUGGGACUCCCCUGCCUCUUCAAUGUCAUCUCUGCUCCACGCUGCGUCUCUGCUGUCCAAUCAGCUGCAGAGAGGAGUGGAUCUGCCCAGCGCCCUUUUACAGGCCUGUGGAGAGGCAUAUGCCUUUUGUCAGCGUACCACUGCUAGUCAGCAGCUGGCACAGGAAGUCAUAGAGAGACAGUUAGCAGAGCUAGAUUCUGAAGACUGGGGCAGCGGGCUGCUGUGUGCUGGCGUGUGGCCGGAUCGAAUUCCCUCGGCCCUGAUGAGCACUGAGGACUCAUGUUUCUCCAGCGUCCAGAGAGAUGGGCAGGUCCUCCUAUACUGCCUUAACACACUCAGCCUUUAUGGAAAAAGGAAUCGUCCACUGAGCCUGGUUGACCUGCAGAGGGCAAUGCAGAGUGGCGCUGUGCUGGACGGGCUGCAGUUUUCUGGAGGUGGAACGAUGGACGGAGGGGCGGAGGAUGCCCUGCGCCUCCUCCCGACUGCAGUCAAAAUACUGACAGAAAGAGCCUCUCACAGUGACUGGAUCCUCAGAACCAGCUGGAUCACACACCUUGCCAAAACUUACAAACAUGCACCAGAUGCAGCUUUGAUGCAGUUGGAGGCAGGAUCCACAGCUCUGAAGUCUGUAUUCAACAGCAAGCUCAUUGGCAAAGGCAAAUGUCUGGCAGAGCUCCUGCAGCCGCACAGUACAGAUGACUACAGGAUUCUGGUAGACAUGCGCUGGAACAAGCAGUACUUGGACAUUUUGGCCAACACCUGCAACUUUGAGGAUGAGGAAAGAUACAUGGAAUUUAUGGAAGCAUUGAAUGCUGUUGCCAACAGAAUCAUACUGCUGAUGGACAGAGAAGAGAAAGCAGCUAUUAACAACAACGCUGGAAACACAUCACCUCAUAACUGCGCCCUUAGACUGGCAACUGCCUUCUCUAAAGGGACCGUAGACAUCGGCCAUCUGCCUCAUCCUGUCCUUGUCCACCUGCGUUCAUUCUUUGACCUAUGGGAUUCGUUUGUACUGCAGGCCUUGCAGUCAGGCCAGCCCUACAUCUCUGACCACCUGAUGUUUGAGAUACUGCAGCUGUUGCAGUGGAGGGAUCGUUUCUGGUACGUGUGUAACACUCUGUCUGCGGACGCUCGGGGAGUGUGUGUGCUCUCACUACACUGGCAGUGGGUGCAUAAGAACCUCAUCCUGCGGCUACCACAGCUUUUGAUGGGGGAUAGCGACUAUGAAGGGCAACAGGAACUACACACCAUGUCUACCGCCAUCCAAAACUCUCUCUCCAGCUCUGUGGCUGUGGCGUCUGCACUGAAGAACAUUCAGAAGACAUUAGGAAAACCUCUUCCCUUCAAGCUGGAGGUUGUAGCUGAAUGUGCAGCCCGUCUGCGAGUGCUGUGCAAGGCAUUGGAUGUGCGGGAUCUGCGCCUCGACAACAGCCUUGCAUCCCUAUGGAAACAGGAGGUGUCUCGUCUCCGUGGUGUGGCCAUGGGGAUUGACUCCAAAGAGGCUCUGCUUGAAGCUUGGGGUCUGGUGCUUCAGGCCAACCUCCUCCUGGAGCCUCAAAAUUCAGGUGUUCUGGAGAGGCUUGUGAGCUGUGUAGAUCAGCAGCAGGGUCACAUGGCUUCUUGCGGUCUGCUGGACUCUCUGUCUGAGGUUAAUGAGGAGGACGUGGGAGACAGUGCUGCUCCAGGCAGGGAGGUGCUACUGCAGCUUGCACGUAGGGCUCAAUUGUGGCCGGCGCUGGAGCAACUAGCAGUGCUAAAUCAAAUGAGAGUCACCACCGAUCUGUUACACCUGUCUGUUACACUGAGAGGCAAUAAGCAGGCAGAAGCUGGUCUGCGAAGGUCCCUGUCCAACCAUCUGCGUUUCUGCAUGCAGUCAACCCCCAUGAACAUCAGACAACUGCAGCCUCUCUGGUUCCUGCUCGGCACAGAACGGCCUGUGGAGGAGCUGCCACUGGUGUGGUGUGAGCUGCUGUCUGAAACAUUGGCAGCACUGUGGAGUGGCAGUGUGACCUCUGACCCCGACCGCUGGCUGAAGUGGAAUCCACUAAACCCAGAGGAACACAGAAACUCAAGAUCACAGCUGGGCCCAUCUGAUACGGGUCCUGCAAUGCUAAGUCGUGCAGUGUGGUCCCGUUGCAUGCUGGGAGUUCUGAGCAGCACUGAUGUGGGCGGCAGAUGGGAUCCGUCAGGCUCAUACUUCCUGUCAUCAUCAAGGGUCACCCUGGGUGAGUGGAGGGAGAGAACCGGGCAGCUACAGGAUUUAAGCGCAGUGAUCUGGGACAGUAUGGCUAUGACUGAGCUUGCUGACUUCAGAUUAACAGACCGCUGGCUGCAGGGCUUGGUUCUGCGCAGACAGUUGCAGUCGCUUUCUGAGUUGCUGUCUCCAGGGUUACAGGAGAGCUAUGCAGAAUCCUGUGAUAGUCUAACCGAAGGCCAGGACCCCAUCGGGGCUGCUCAGGAGAUUCAGACUGCCCUCAAAGAAGGCCUGUCUGAAAACCUGCUCCCAGAGGGCUUUCUAGAUACCUUAGUGACAUGCCUGACACAGUUUGCCCAUAACCGGGCACAAGAUUCAGUCCAACUUUCCCGGUCUGGAGUUUUCUGGGUGAAUAUGGGUCUGCUGCAAAUCCAAGUUUGGGCACCACAAACCAUUUUUGACCCAGCUGUCAAAAGAUCAUAUAAACUCCGCUAUGCACAAGAAGAGCUUGCUUUGCUGCAAGAAGAGUGGAGAGGGCGGAGCCUCUCCUCCCAGCUGCUCACAGGGGCGGAGCUUGAGGAGAGUAGCACUACUGACAACUUCCAGCAUCCUCGCAUCAGGUACUUGUGGAUCCGUAUGCAGCAAGUAAAAGAACAAAUUUGUGAACUGAGCCGUAAACAAGCCUGCCGUCCCCCUGACUCUCAGUACAGUCGCCUGUAUCAGGAACUUCAGCAUUACUUGUGCAGCAUCGGCCAACCAGCUGCAGUGGGCGACCUGCUCUCCCACCUCCUAAAGGCCUUACAUGCCUCUGGGCCAAAAUCUAGGCCAGGGAUUCAAAGUCUGCUGAAGGAGGAGGCCGUCUGGCAGGCGUCACAGCAACGCUUUGCCCAGCGACUGGUUGAGGAGUACCCACUUUAUCCUGAUGUAGUGGUGCCACUGCGGGCGGCAAUUCUGCAGGUGCAGCAUGGCAUGCGACUCCUGGCAUCUCAGGUGUCCUCCUCAAUGACCGCUCUUCCGGGUCUGAUGCACCUGGUGUCCACUAUGCUAGCUUUUCCGAGCCCGGCCGCGGCCUCUGAUCUGGCCUGUGCGGACUACCUGUGUUCAAGGGAAUGCAUGCAGAUGUUAAAGGGCCUGGGAAAGCAGUUGCCAUCAACAGAGGUCAGUCGCGUGGUGCCGGAUUCUGCGGUGUUGCUGUUGAACGCGCUUCUGUAUGUCCAAAGUCACGUGCUGAGUGUCGGACAUCUCAGCAAGGAGACGAGUAAACUUUUCAGACACGUUUGCCAGGCUAUAGUGAAUGAAUGGGACGAGCAGGAAAAGAGAGCAAGAGAAAAAGAGCAGAUGGAAGCGAGUCUGUACCGCAGUCGCUCUCGUCUGCAUGGAUCAGGCCUUACAGAAGACCAGCAGGAGGAGAGAGAGUUCAGGCGUUCAUUCCCCUCCUAUCAUAAGGACUUUGCUGACAUCACCUCAGAACCUAGUCUUGAUCAGCCAAUAAUCAUAGAGGAUGACGAUGAUCCAGAUAUGGAGGCGUCUGGAAGCAGCUCCCUAUUGGUCAGCAGCAUGUGCACAGUGGUUGAGGUCCAUCAGAGACUGUGCUUGUCUUACGCUCAGUCACUGUGGUACCAGCCCCACCCAUCAACCAAUCACACCAAAGAACACAUCAGUGCUCUGGUGUCAUCCUAUCAAAUCGCAGCUCCUCUGAUAGCCCGCUUCUACCAUCUAAUGGACAGCGAAGUGGACCCAAAGUUAAUGGGUUCUCAGCUCUUGUUCAGCACUCUUCUCCAGAACACAGUAAGUGGUUCUGGAGGUCCAGCUGGGCUCAUCUUGCAGAGUGAUGGUCCUUAUGACUUUUACAGGGAGCAUAAUAUGAGUCAGGCUCGACUCUGUCUGCCAGCACUAGAACAGCUCAGUAAAGCCGUGAGACAACGCCUGGAUGACUGGCCAGAUCACCCUGCGCUUGUUCAGAUCACUACAGUGAUAGAGAGGAUAUUGGCAUUCAGUCUGUCCAGCCCAUUGGCGAAGUUCCUAAAUGGUUUGGAGAUCCUACUCAGCAAAGCACAGGACUGGGAAAACAAUGCAAGCCGGUCGGUCUCUCUCAGGAAUGAGCUAGAAGCCAUCACGCAACUCAUCAUUCAAUGGAGAAAACUCGAGCUUAGCUGCUGGUCAAGCAGUCUAGAUAAUGCACUUAAGCGGCAUGCUGAAAACUCGAUCAAGCACUGGUUCUCCAUUUAUCAGCUCACGGAGAAAUAUCUACAGGAUUCUACAAACGAGGGUGGCGUCGAGGAUAUUUCCCUUUCCUCAGUCUCAUCCACCUUACAGGCCUUUCUGGAAGGCUCUACCUUAGGAGAGUUUAAUACCCGAUUGUCUAUGUUACUUGGUUUUCACUGCCACGUCUUAUUGGCUCCCAAACAGAAAGAACAUGACUCACUCUGCAGUUUGCUGUGGAAUCUCUUCAAAUACUACAGCCAGUUCUCAGAGAGCAUUCAGACCAAAAUCUCCCAACUAAGGUCACCCAUAGAGAAAGAGCUCAAAGACUUUGUUAAAAUCUCCAAGUGGAAUGAUGUCAGUUUUUGGUCCAUCAAGCAGUCAGUGGAGAAGACGCACAGGACCCUGUUUAAGUUUGUGAAGAAGUUUGAAGCAGCACUGAAGGAGCCGUGCUCACCGUGUCUGGUGGAGCAGGGCAGUGACAGCAGCAUGGACGGGGUGGAUUCACAGUCUGAAGAUACACCACUGCACAAGGUUCACCGGGUGCUGAAAGCGGCUUUGCCGGGAAAGGGAAGAGAUUUGCAGGUCGAUGGUCGAGAGGAGCUUUCAUCUGACCCCACGACUCUCCAAGCCCGCCUGCCUGUUCUCACGAGGAAGAUGAGAAAGUUGUGUGUGCAGCUGAUAAAGAAAACCUCUGUUCCUGAGCUAUCAGAAGAUCUAGAUCAAUUUACUGCUGAGGUCAUAGCAAACGUGCAAGCCCUGCAAAGCUUGACGGUGGACCGCAGCGUAGAGCAAGAAAGGCAGAAGUCUGAGGUCAAACACAUCCUCCUGCAGAAACAGAGAGCACUGGCUGAUCUCUUCAAGAUGCUUGCGCAGAUCGGUCUGUCGUACCGCAAGGGUCUGUCCUGGGGCCGUAACGCAGACCCACAAGAGACGUUAUGUCUGCAGCCGAUCGAGUUGAAGACGACCCUGUCCGCACUGAAGACACAGGACAACACGGAGCAAAUGUUGUUUGGAGAGAUCACGAAUGCAUGGGAUGGCUGUGAAAAGUACUUCUACCGGUCAUGGGCCAGACGCAACGCCAUGUUGACAGCAUUGCAAAGUGCUGUUAAAGAGCUAGGACUGGGAAAUGUGGAGCGUUGCCGUGGUUUCUCAUCUCAUCUGUUUAAACUUUUGCUGAGGCAAAGACGAAGACUUGCUGGUCUCACUGAGCGCUGGGUUCAGCUCAGGAAUCUGAUAGACAGUGUCCAGAGCAUCCAGUCCCAUACAUCUGACUCUGGAGAUGAUGCCAGUGGUCUCCCACCUCAAGGCUCUCUUCAUCAGUGGAUCACCAGAGCUCAGACUUCAGCCCUCCAGUGCUCUAUCGCUCUUCAGCAGCUCUCAUGGAUCCUCCAGUGUUGUCCUGAAGGUUCUUCUGCAGCCCCCACUCAAGCCAGGGAAGGGGAGGUUGUGCAAGGUCAAGCCACACUGAGCCACCCUUCUCCUCUGUCCCCUCACAUCCAGCCUCAGGCGUGUUUGAUGAGGAGAGGGGAGCAGGCAUGGAAGGAGGUGGAACAGAAGGUGGAGAACCUAACGAAGGAGAUGAAAGAUCUAAAAGAGACGCUGGACAAAUUAGCACAGGAGUCUACAGAAAGAGUCAUCUAUAGCUGGGACCACUUCACAUGUUGCUGUUCGUCCAUGGACCGACUGGGCGCUGUGGUGGCUCAGAUGCCAGCCCUUGAACAGCUCUUUAUUCCUGAUGGGGUCCCGGUCAGCCAUACCCAGCCCACCCUUGUACGUGGUCUUCAGGCUGCCAGGACAGAGGUGGAGACCUGCCUUACAGAGUUCACCACCUGGAAGACUGGGCUGUUGUCUAUUAGACAGUCACGAAAAUGCCGUUCUGAUCCAUUUCCAGUCAAGUUCUCUGAGGACUUGGAGAAAGCAAUAAAUGUGGUUCUGUGUGCGGUUCAGACUCUGGUUAAGAGAAAAGAGAAAGAACAUCAGGAAGAUCAGCAGUCAGAAAGCAGGAGAGAGAGCGACUCAGAGAUAUUAGAGGAGCUCCUGAAACCAGGACACUUGAGCAAGUUACUUGAAGAGGACCUGAGUGGAGACGUUUCCUGUCUCUCUUUACCUGAGGUUAAUGGAGUGGUAACAGAGCUGCUGCAGAGACUUCGAUCACACAGGGAUGCUUGUCCACCUCAUCAACUACAGGAGAUAAGAGAGGCCUGUAGUGCUUUAGUGCGGUUGGAGCCCAUGUUGUGUGUGUACUCUGAGCUGGUGCGAUAUUAUCUGGCCAUCAUAAUGGGGGCUCACCGUGCCACCGGCAAGCUCCUGUCUGUUCUCGCUAACGUCUUCACUGAACUCGCGCAGAAGGGUUUCUGUCUACCCCAGGAGCUGAUGGGAGGAGGAGACGGCGAGGGAGCAACAGAGUUUCAUGACUAUGAAGGUGGAGGAAUAGGAGAGGGAGAUGGAGUGAAAGACGUCAGCGAUAAGAUUGAGAAUGAGGAUCAGGUUGAAGACACCUUCCAGGAAGGUCAGGAAAAGAAAGAGGAGGAGCAGGACCAACGUGACAUCAAAGAGGAGGACAAUGCCAUCGAGAUGUCUGAAGACUUUGAUGGAAAGAUGCAUGAUGGCACAGACCAGGAACCAGGAGAGGAUGAGGAAGACUCCGAUAAGGAGGAAAAUGAAGAGCUGGAUAAGAAGAUGGGGGAUUUGGGUGACGGUCAGACAGAUACUCUGGACGAGAGAAUGUGGGGAGAUGACGAUGAGGAUGAUGAUGUUGAUAGCGAUAAAGAGGAUGAGUCCGGUGCAGGGAUGGAUCAGGGAGAGUCAGAGCUGGUUGCAAAGGACGACAACACAGAUGCUGGAGAUUCAAAGGAUAAGAAGAACGAGGACAAAGAUGAUCAAAAAGGUGAAGAAGAGAAAGAUAAAAUCCAUGAACAGCUGGACGAGCGGGAAUUUGAUGAGAAUGAAGUAGACCCAUACCACGGUAAGCAGGAGAAGAAGCCAGAUCCAGAAGCCAUGGACUUGCCAGAUGAGCUUAAUCUCGAUGAUGAUGGCAAAGAUGAAGAAGAUGGAGAAGGUGGUGAUGAGGACAAUCCAUUUGACAUCGAUGACAAACUCAUGGAAGUGGAUGAGAAAACAGGGGAAGAGAAAGAUGGAUCAGAUGAAGCUGGAGAAGAAGAGGUGACGGAUGAGCAGCAAGAUGGUCAGAUGGAGGAACAUGGAGAGGAGGAGAAACCAGAUGAGGAUGUAGAAGGAGAAAAAUCACAGGAUAUAGAUCCUGAAACCGAUGAGAGAGGAGAAAAUGAUAAAGAAGAAGAGGAUGAAGAGGAAAAAAAUAAAGAGCAGGAAGAAGGACAAGAGGAGGACAAAUCCAUACCAGCAGAUCAAGGCCAGAGACCAAAGGACGAAGAGGAAGAGGGUAAGGAUGACGAUGAUGCUAAGAUGGAGUCUGCAGAGAGGAAGGAACAUGCGUCAGACGGACAGACAGGAGAGGAAAACAUUCAGAGUGACAACGCGGUAGAGCUGGCUGGAGCAGCUUCAGAGAGAGACCAGGCCAAAGAGGAGCAUGGCAGUGGAGCGGCUGAUGCUAGUCAGUCAGAGGGGCACGACUCCAAGCUGACGGCCAGAAUGAGUUCACAAAAACAAAGGGAGAAAAACACACAGAGUUUCAAACGCAAACCAGGCCAGGCUGAUAACGAGCGCUCGAUGGGCGAUUACAAUGAACGUGUGAAUAAGCGCUUGCGUACGGUUGAAAACAGAAAGGAGGGAGCGCAGGAUCAGACACAGCCCAACACGCAACAGGAGUCAGACCUGUACGAACAUAUUAAACAAGGAGAGGAAAAUUAUGACGCACAAACAUAUGAUGCUGCCAGUGCAGAGCAGCAGAAGCCAACUGGUACGAACCAGGAAGUAGAUGAAGAGGAAGAUGAUAUUGCCAUGGAAAUUGAGGAAGAGAAGGACCUUCAAGCAGUUGAAGCCCAGGAGCUCAAGCCAGAGAAACUAGAUAACAAUACAGCCUCUAAAAAAGGUCUGGAGUGUGGAGACAUGGAGACACAGGAACGGACCGCUGAAGAAGAGGAGAGGCCAGAGACGCUGAGGAGCUGUGAUGAUGAAGAGAUGAAAGAGAGGAGUAAUGAGUCCACCAUCCACACUGUGCCUGAACUACUGAUGGACACGCAAAAGGAGCCAUUGAAGAACCCAGAAGAGCUGAGAAAAGAGAUGGAGCUUCAGCUGGAGGCGUGGCAGAGACAGACUUUAGGAUCUCAGGAAGAGGAGAGCGCUGCAUCAGCGAUGUGGCAUCAGUAUCAGACUCUGACGUCUCCUCUGUCUCAGCAACUCUGUGAACAGCUGAGACUCAUCCUGGAGCCCACGCAGGCAGCCAAACUCAGGGGAGAUUUUCGCACCGGCAAACGGCUGAACAUGCGUAAGGUCAUUCCUUAUAUUGCUAGUCAGUUCCGCAAGGAUAAGAUCUGGCUGAGAAGAACAAAACCCAGCAAGAGGAACUACCAGAUCUGUCUUGCUGUGGACGACUCCUCCAGCAUGGUGGACAACCAUUCAAAGCAGCUGGCAUUCGAGUCUGUCUCUGUCAUAGUAAAUGCUCUAACUCUGCUGGAAGUGGGACAGGUUUCUGUGUGCAGCUUUGGAGAGAACGUCCAGCUUCUCCACCCCUUCCACCAGCAGUUCAACGAUGAAAGUGGAGCAAGAAUACUACGGCUCUGUCAGUUCCAGCAGAAGAAGACUAGAAUAGCUCAAUUUUUAGAGACUUCCACAAAUGUGUUUCUAGCAGCUAAACAACACAACCCUGGCUUGCCGAACACUGAAACGUCUCAGUUAUUGCUGAUAGUUUCUGAUGGUAGAGGUUUAUUCCUGGAAGGGAAGGAAAGAGUCGCAGCUGCUGUCCAGGCCGCUCGGAGUGCAAACAUCUUUGUCAUAUUUGUAGUGCUGGACAACCCCAACUCCAGGGACUCAAUAUUGGAUAUUAAAGUGCCCAUAUUCAAAGGACCGGGUGAGCUGCCGGAAAUUCGGUCUUACAUGGAGGAAUUUCCCUUUCCCUUCUACGUUAUCUUGCGAAAUGUGAACGCUCUCCCAGAGACACUGAGCGAUGCUUUGAGACAGUGGUUCGAGCUUGUGACAGCCACAGACCAAUAAAGGACCACACUGAAGCCAUUUUGAAGGGGCCAGAAGACACAACUGUACGACAGAAGUUCUGCUGCUAGACCUCCUCCCAAACAUGGAUGCACACACACAUACACACACAGGCUGCUGUACAUGUGCCUUUUUCUUAAUUUUAUUAUUUUAUUGAAUUUGUAGUUUUUGAUUGAAGUGGUCUCUCUUGUCAAUCACCACAAUGAGUAGAAAUAGUUUUCUCUCAUUACCAUCUGUCAACUUUGCACAUCUUUUUAAUGUUUGUUGAUUUUCUUUAAAAGAAAUGUUGACUAGAAAUGUAAAGAGUGAAGGUUGAUUCGAGAUGCCCAUCAGUAUUUCCCACCCACGUCCUGUCUGCAUCCACCUGCAUCUAAAUGUGAAUACAGUUCUUCAAAUGGCACUGCCAAUCAUGUUUGAUAUGUCCAGAAGUCCAUCUGUAUUUCAGUAUUUGUCUCCAGACACAUUCAUGGUUAUCAAGAAAAAAAUGUGCCUUUACCAAAACCCACAUACUUAGACAUUUCUCACUGAAACUGAUAAACUUUGAUGCUAACUCGUGCUUUGCGAUGUACAUUUUCAGAUUCUGACUACUGUAACUUUACUUGACAUUUCUUCCACAUACCCAGGAGCACAACAAAAAACUUUUGAAAGAUCAUCAGAAAUUUUUGUAAUUUCAGUCAACACUAUUCUAACCUUGGAUAUUAAAAGUCGUAGACAACAACUGCAUCUCUACCAGGCAUAUACAUUUCAUUUGGAAGUAUUUUAGUUACAUUUUGCACACGUUUCACAUUUCUCUGCUCUGUCUGUGCGUUUGAGAAAGAAACAUCAAAUAUAAGUAAUAUUUUGUCAUGUACACAUUGUCCAAAUCCAGCAGUAUUCUGAUAUCCAUCUUUGGUCUCUUGCCAUCUUCCUCAUCUUAAUGAUGAACUGACAUUUGUUCAUAAAUGUGCAAAUAACAAUAAAUCCUUUUGGACGUGU
Molecule: messenger RNA, 17730 nt
Organism: Paramisgurnus dabryanus
Lineage: Eukaryota; Metazoa; Chordata; Actinopteri; Cypriniformes; Cobitidae
Gene: mdn1
Product: midasin AAA ATPase 1
Biological process (GO): ribosomal large subunit assembly; ribosomal large subunit export from nucleus
Cellular component (GO): nucleus; preribosome, large subunit precursor
Molecular function (GO): ATP binding; ATP hydrolysis activity
Source: RefSeq, a predicted model, not a curated record